Messenger RNA from Ceratosolen solmsi marchali, 652 nucleotides. It is a transcript of the gene Ssk, whose product is annotated as smooth septate junction protein snakeskin. The transcript has 4 exons. The record is from RefSeq and is a predicted model, not a curated record. Gene Ontology annotation, cellular component: plasma membrane. Lineage: Eukaryota; Metazoa; Arthropoda; Insecta; Hymenoptera; Agaonidae. Bases 135 to 614 code for a protein of 159 amino acids. Gene Ontology annotation, biological process: septate junction assembly.
AGGAAGUUUUGUCAUUCUGUAAUUUUGUUCUCAACGCUAAACACUGCUGUACAUCUCUCGUUUUACACCUUUAUACGAUCUGUUACACGACUUUUCUGUACGAAAGUGUACCCGAAACCGUAAGAAUAUCGAAAAUGGUAUCUGUGCAGACUAUCGGUACUAUAGUGAUUAAAGCACUAAAGUUGGUACUAAAUUUAAUAAUUAUUAUUCUCUAUCGAACUGGAUACGGUGGAGAAUUUCUGGGCGUUGGUGGGACAUGGAAUUUAAACGAAGAGAAAAAUCCAGAUGCUGAAAUAGUUGCAUCUGGAGUAUUCGUAGGAUUUUUCAUUUACACAAGUGUGGUAUUGGUUAGUUUUUGUUUUGGAAACAUGGACCAGAAGAAGUCACUUGUGGAAAUCAUCAUGAACUUCAUAGGGAUGUUCAUGUUCAUAGCGGUUGGAGGAACGGCACUUCAUUAUUGGCAUGGAUACAUGGGUGAACAUAAGUAUUUACACGUUGCAGGUGAAAGACAGGUUGGCUUGGCCCUUGGAUCUUUGUGUGUCUUAGAAGGUGCAACAUAUCUUCUUGAUUUGAUACUAACUUUUCUACACUUCGCCAAAGAAGAAUUUAAUUAAAUUCAUAAAAGACUACGUAGAAAAUUUACUUAAUUUUA